AUGAUGGCCUUUGAUGAUCUCCUUGCUAAAAUUGAGAAUAGGAGAAAAUUCCCAGUCAUUUUGGUGCUCUUUUUGACAUUCCCUUUCCUAUUUGUAGGUAGCCUUUUUCUUCUAGAGAAUUUCACCGCCUUUAUCCCUGAGCACCGGUGCUGGGUUCACUUGCUUGACAAUAACUCUGCUUUGCUCAAUGUCAGUGAGGACCUAAAUUUUACUUCCCUGCUAAAGGUUUCCAUCCCCCUGGACUCCAAUGGGAAACCAGAGAGGUGUCGCCGAUUCUUCUUGCCACAGUGGCAGGCUUUGUUCCCAAAUGUCACAGCACAAAAUUUCAGUCAACUGGAGAUGGAGCCAUGUGUGGAUGGCUGGGUUUAUGACCAAAGCAUCGUCACUUCUUCCAUUGUGACUGAGUGGGACCUGGUAUGUGACUACUGGACAGUGAAGUCCUUGUCUCAGUCAAUAUUCCUUGCUGGGCAUCUGAUAGGAUAUGGCACCUGGGGCUAUUUCUCAGACAGGUUUGGAAGAAAAUGGAUGGUGCCUACGGGUCACCUCAUGUUGACUGUUUUCAACACUGGGACUGCCUUUGCCCAGUCGUACACCAUUUACUGCAGUUUUCGCUUCUUCCUUGGGUUUUCCAUAUCGUGCCUUUUACUUGGCACUGGGAGCCUUGCCAUUGAAUGGAUCACCAGACCGUACCGGCCUAUGGCAGUUGUCAUAAUGAGUCUGUACUUCAGCCUGGGCCAUCUGUUUCUUGGGGUGAUGGCCUACGGCAUCCAGGAAUGGCGCCAAUUCCAGCUGGCCUUGUCUGUUCCCUUCUUCGUCUUCUUCCUGACCUCUUGGUGGUGGCCAGAGUCUGCUAGAUGGCUGAUUGUCCACAACAAGUUAGAUGAUGCCUUAAAGAUGCUCAGAAAAGUUGCAAAAAUCAAUGGAAUAAAGGAUGAUACCCUGACUCUAGAGGUUUUGAAAUCUGCCAUGGAGAAGGAGCAACCUGAAACACAAACCCAUUACAACAUUUUGGAUUUGGUCAAAUUUCCUGUCUUGCGUACAAGAGUUCUUUGUCUUUCCUUUGCUGGUUUUACAUCAGGUAUGCUUUUCUACGGAUUAUCUCUGAACCUACAUACCUUGGGGCACAAAAUUCAAAAGAUCCAAAUUCUGUUUGGAGUUUCCUCCUUCCUAAGUAGGUUGGGGUACUUGUUGGUCAUCACCUACAUAGGCCGUCGAAUAUCAACAAUAACUUGCUUCCUCCUUCCUGGACUGUUGAUCAUUGCAAAUAUACUUCUGACUCAAGAAAUUCUCCGUAUCAUUUCGGCAUUGUUGGCACUUACCCUUAUUAUCAAUGCCCCUUCCUGCAUUGGUGUCUCUUCCAAUGAAGCCAUACCAACGGUAGUCAGGUAG
Gracilinanus agilis (Agile Gracile Mouse Opossum) is the source of this 1389-nucleotide messenger RNA. Its product is annotated as steroid transmembrane transporter SLC22A24-like. Gene Ontology annotation, cellular component: membrane. Gene Ontology annotation, biological process: transmembrane transport. Gene Ontology annotation, molecular function: transmembrane transporter activity. The record is from RefSeq and is a predicted model, not a curated record. The transcript has 8 exons. Bases 1 to 1389 code for a protein of 462 amino acids. NCBI's taxonomy places the organism in Eukaryota, Metazoa, Chordata, Mammalia, Didelphimorphia, Didelphidae.